Molecule: messenger RNA, 447 nt
Organism: Dioscorea cayenensis subsp. rotundata (Guinea yam)
Lineage: Eukaryota; Viridiplantae; Streptophyta; Magnoliopsida; Dioscoreales; Dioscoreaceae
Product: secreted RxLR effector protein 161-like
Exons: 1
Coding region: 1-447 (148 amino acids)
Source: RefSeq, a predicted model, not a curated record
AUGAGUGUGAAUCAGAAGUUGACAAAAGAUGAGCAUGGAAAAAAUGUAGACCCAAGUCUCUAUAGAAACAUGAUUGGAAGUUUGCUCUAUCUCACAUCUAGCAGGCCAGCCAUCUCUUUCAGUGUUGGAAUUUGUGCAAGAUAUCAAGCAACACCAAAGGAAUCACAUUCAAAAGCUGUUAAACGUGUCAUCAUAUAUGUUCAUGGUACUGCAGAAUAUGGAAUUUGGUACUCAAAAGACUCCAACUCACAUCUUGCAGAUUAUAGUGAUGCAGAUUGGGCAAGAAAUGUUGAUGAUAGAAAAAGCACCUCAGGAGGAUGUUUCUAUCCUGGUAACAACUUGGUCAUAUGGUAUAGAAAGAAGCAAAGUUCUAUUUUCCUCUCCACUGCCGAGGUUGAAUACAUAGCAGCAGGAAGUUGUUGCACACAAUUGUUAUGGAUGAAGUAA